Amphiprion ocellaris (clown anemonefish) is the source of this 2955-nucleotide messenger RNA. RefSeq names its product peroxisomal N(1)-acetyl-spermine/spermidine oxidase-like. Gene Ontology annotation, molecular function: polyamine oxidase activity. The record is from RefSeq and is a predicted model, not a curated record. Lineage: Eukaryota; Metazoa; Chordata; Actinopteri; Pomacentridae. The coding region runs from base 177 to 1670 and encodes 497 amino acids. The transcript is spliced from 10 exons.
CAGAACAGGAGGCGGAAAACCGGGUUUCACAUCCUUUAUCGAUUAUCUCACAGCAGCUUGACAACAGAAACCGGCUUUAUCUCCGCUAUCUUUAUAGUUCCUACAAGUCCUCAGGUGAACUUUAGCCGCCUUGGUCAUAAUCAUAAAAUGUCAGUAUUGUGGUACGGAAAGCAGCAAUGGCGGCUAAAGACCCAAAGAUACUUAUAAUAGGAUGCGGAAUUUCAGGUAUAUCAGCGGCUCUCAGGCUCUUUAAAGCUGGGUUUCGUCAUGUGCGGAUACUUGAAGCGACUGAAAACACCGGUGGACGAAUUAAAACGGCCAAACUGGGUAAUACCAUUACAGAGAUAGGUGCGACUUACAUCCACGGUCCGUCCGAGGAGAACCCAUUGUUUUGUCUGGCUCGCGACUACGGCCUCCUGGAUCCACAGGCCCUCACCCCAGAGAACCAAACCAUGGAUGUUUAUGAAUAUCCUCCCUGGGUUGGCAACUGGUUCAGCAGUUCAGGUCAGAAGCUGAGUGCUGAAAGCAUGGAUCCUGCUCUGGAGAUGUUUCUUGAGCUGAUGUAUGAUACUAAUCCGUCUGAGAUUGACAAAGAAUGUGCCAGUGUUGGACAUUUCAUACGAUCACAGGCUCAGCUACGGACUGCAGAGAAGUGGAAAGAUAAGGAUGAAACCACAAGGCAGCUGCUACUGUGUGCACUCAGCACCAUGUUGAAAUUUGAAUGUUGUGCAAGUGCGACUCCCUCCAUGGAUGAGAUAGACCUGGCAGGAUUUUCAGUGUACAAGGAUCUAAAGGGAGUGGACUGCACAUUCCCAAGUGGCUAUGAAAGCCUAAUCCAGAACUUGAUGUCGGAGCUUCCCGCUGAUUUAGUGACCUACAAUUGUCCUGUGCGCUGUGUCCACUGGAAUGGCAAAGAGAGCGGAGAAAAUACUGUGACAGUCGAGUGUGCUGAUGGGAAGAGGAUUGCUGCUGAUCAUGUUAUUGUCACAGUGCCUCUAGGAUACCUUAAGAAGCACCAUUCAACCCUGUUCUGUCCUCCUCUCCCGGCCCACAAACUCCACUCAAUCCAAAAAAUAGGAUUUGGAACCACGGACAAAAUAUACGUCGAGUUUGAAUCUCCGUGGUGGGAUGCUGACUGUGAGGUCAUCUACCUGGUGUGGAAAGAUGAGGAGGAUAUUUCAGAUCGUGUGUCUGAUAUAAGCAAAUCCUGGAUCAGAAAGAUAUCUGUGUUCACUGUAAUCAAACCUUCUGAAAGCCACAUUCUCUGCGGCUGGAUUUCUGGGCAUGAGGCCGAGUAUAUGGAGAGACUUCCUGAGCACGAAGUCAGGCGUUCCAUCACCGAGUUCGUCCAUACAUUCACAGGAAACUCUGCCAUCACACCAAAGAGAAUCCUGUGCUCCCGCUGGUUCAGUGAUCCCUGGACAUGUGGAUCCUACUGUCACCUAGCAAUAGGCUGUUCAGCACAGGACCUGGAGAACAUGAUGGAGCCUCUGCCUGCAAAGGGAGACAAGUCACAGCCCCUGCAGGUGCUGUUUGCUGGAGAGGCGACUCAUCCCUGCUACUACUCCAGCGUCCAUGGAGCACUGCUGACUGGGUGGAGAGAAGCUGAUAGGCUCAUCACUCACUACUCCUCUGUCAGUCCUUGUGGCGACUCAAAUCAGAAGCUUUAAAAGCUAAACUUGUACUCAGCACAUAUUCCUGUCUUUUCGGUGUCUUUUUAAAGACACUGAAAAGUUGUUGACAUGUGUUGUGGGUUGCUAAAGACAGCAAGAUUAAAAGGGGAAGAGAAUCGGCAGGUACACCAGGAACAAGAAGUGUAAUAAUCAGAAUUCUGCAGCCCAGCCCCUCAUCUAGGUUUCAUGGUAGAACCUUGAUGCUACACUAGCUGCUUUAAUCUCCAGCUGGUGGUUGAGUUGCAUUCUGGGUAACAUCAGUGUCAAACUUUGAGCAAAAAAGAAAAAUGUGUGUAACCAAAUCUGCCCAACAAAAGUACAACAAUACUAUUAGCAACUGGAGAUUACCAAUUUUACAACAACUAUAAGCAUAAAAUACAAACAAGACAGCUACACUCAGAAAAUCAUAGGCAUACAAUGUAAAAAACAGUCUAACAAAGACAAUGUCCUGUCUCAGUAAAAUGAUUAUAUUAGGGCAAAGUCAAUAGUUGACAUCAGGUCUAAGCAGGGGCUAAGCACAGGGAGAGUCCAAAAGCCGACAGGUACUUAAACUUGAAAGCUGCAGCAGAUAAUAUUCAGCAGAUAAGGGGACAGAGAGAAUGAAACUGGGUCAGUAUACAUACUGUGGGGUUUAUGAGGGACAGCUGAUGGAUGAAUGUGUGAUUUGUCUGACUGGUAGAACUGCAAGUCUGAUGGGAGUGGCAUGGCCUGGAAUGACAUAAAAGUUGGGAAAACAGGCAGACAUGAAUGUAAUAAUCUAGCAGAUAUGGUGACAAAAGGAAAAAGGAUGCUACAGAAGAAAAUAUUAUAGAGCUCCUAAAGCUCCCAAAGAAAAUUCUGGUGACAAAAACUGCACAAUGCAUUCUCAAAUAUGCUGUAUGCCAACAGUUUUAGAGGCCUUUCAGAACAAUGCAAAACAGCAAGUGCAUGAACUGGAUCGAUUGAUUUCCCAGUAAUUAUAUUAAACAAAUACAGUUUGAAACAAUGGACCAGACACACAAAGUUGAGCCAGUACUGUCUUUAUUUACAUCUGUCUCAAAUAGCUGAAAUUGAUGGAAAGAUCUACUUCUAUGUUAGUUGAUGUUCGUGAAUAAAUAAUUCAGACGGGGACAACGCCUUGUGGUUAUGUUGUUAUAUGUUUUUUAUGUGAGUAAAAGAAUGUUUAAUGGAAUUAUUUACAGAUUUAAGCAUAUAUACCAGAAUAUAUAUAUGGUAUUGAAAUGUACAAUAUUGUUUGUUCUUAUGGAAAUUAAAUUGCUGCAAUAGAUGGGUAUUAUCCUGA